Pelagomonas calceolata is the source of this 702-nucleotide messenger RNA. Lineage: Eukaryota; Pelagophyceae; Pelagomonadales; Pelagomonadaceae. The record is from the annotation of a GenBank genome assembly.
AUGCUCGCCGCGCAGCUCGGCAUGGAGGAGGCCGCCCGCGCGGAGCCGCGCCCGGCGCCGCGCCGCGCGACGGAGCGCGCGCGCGCCGAGGCCGCGUUCGCCGGCGGCCUCGCGGACGCGCUCCCGCCGCGGCAGGAGCGGCGCCGCGCGGGGCCCGACCCCGCCUACGCGCCCGUGCGCCGGCCGCGCAACGUCGUCGCGGCGGGAUCGCUCGGCGACGCCUUCCCGGCGCGCGCGGCGCCGGCGCCGCAGCCGCGCUACCCGCCGCCGCCGCGGCCGAGCGAGCGCGCCGUCGCGCAAUCCGCGCGGCCCCGCCCCGAGCCCCGGUCUGUGCUCGCGGGGCUCGCGCUCCUGGGCGGCGCGCUCCCGGCCAACUUCUCCCAGGCCGACGCGCUGCCCGACAGCGCCCUCACGUACGACGCGCUCCUGGCGUUGGAUCGGCCGCCGGAGCCGUCGCAGGCCCAGCGCCGCGCCAAGAAGGCCGCGGCCGCGCGGGCGGUCGAAACGACGGUCCAUCGGAAGGGCGCCGAGCCGUGCGAGUGCUGCAUCUGCCUCGACGAGUUUCAUGAUAGGGAGCGCCUCUCCAAACUUCGGUGCGGCCACGUGUUCCACAGCGCCUGCAUCAAGAAGUGGCUCGUCCACGACCUGCGCUGCCCGACGUGCCGGACCGACGCGCUGGGGGACGAUGCGCCCGGAGGCUAA